CUCUCUGCCAUUACUUCGAUAUCCAACCCAAAAUGCCAUCCCAAUUGAGAUAUGGAAGAAAAACUUUUGUAACCGUUGAAUUUCUUCCAAUUGAAAGCUCUAUCCUCAAUUGGGUAUCAAUCCAUUCCGUCCUAGCACGUCUUGUAGCCCAAAUAAUUCUAUUGAAUUUCUUUAACAAUGGCAGCUGCUGCAUGUUCUUGGACACCUACAGGCCUCAGGGGUCUCGCCCCUGUAAGCCAGAACAAAUCCCUUGCUCCAACCCAGGCCUCAUUCCUAGGAAACUCAAUAAGUUUGAAGACAAAAUCUAGCUUCCAGAAGAAAACAAGAAGUGGCAAAGCAUCCCCUCUUCAUAUUACCAAUGCUCUCAAUCCUUCUUUGGUGAUCAGCCUGAGCACAGGAGCCUCACUGUUCCUCGGAAGGUUUGUGUUCCUGUCGUUUCAGAGGGACAAUGUGACAAAGCAAGGCCUUCCUGAGCAAAAUGGGGAGACCCACUAUGAGGCAGGAGACACCAGGGCCCAGGAGUACUCAAGCCUUCUCAAGAGCAAUGACCCAGCUGGAUUUAACAUUAUUGAUGUUCUUGCGUGGGGAUCCAUUGGUCAUAUUGUAGCAUACUUCAUCUUGGCCACUACAAGCAAUGGAUACAGUCCAGACUUCUUUUGAGCUCUGAAAAAAGGCACCAUUCGCUUGUUCCUGGUUCUUAAUGUUUCUUGUUACAGAUGACUUGAUCCUACUUUGAUUUUAUUAAUGUCCUAUCUCCUAUGUAUUUCCUUGAGGUUGUAUUAUUAGUAUUUUAUCACCCUGCUCUUGCUGUAAAUUUUUUGCAACCUUUCAUCUUCAUAUUAAGAAUCAAAGCUUCCAAAAAUAAUUGGAUUGUGUA
Cryptomeria japonica (Japanese cedar) is the source of this 877-nucleotide messenger RNA. Its product is annotated as photosystem I reaction center subunit V, chloroplastic. Gene Ontology annotation, cellular component: chloroplast thylakoid membrane; photosystem I. Bases 178 to 660 code for a protein of 160 amino acids. The transcript has a single exon. Gene Ontology annotation, biological process: photosynthesis. Lineage: Eukaryota; Viridiplantae; Streptophyta; Pinopsida; Cupressales; Cupressaceae. The record is from RefSeq and is a predicted model, not a curated record.